AUGGCGGCGUGUUCCCCUCCACAGCUCCCGGCCAGCCGCAGGUCCGAGCCGGCGUACCGAGAACAAAGACGACAAAAAGUUGAAGAAUAUCUAUCAAGAAAAAAGACCUUUUCUGGCAUGCCCAUUCAAGAAAACCAGGCAUCGAUCAGCAGUAGCAGAACUAGGAGAGCAACUAGCAAUAAACUGCAAGACAAAAUACAGCUCUCAACAUCUCCAAGGCCAGAAAUGGAAAAUAAAGAGAAUGCUAAUAAACUGUCAUGGGACCAAUCAAGCAGAACCUUGGAAAAUGUUACUUUAAAUUCUUCCACAAUCACACUGACAAAUUCCGUAUCAGGGGCAAACUAUAAUCCUGAAGAUUAUGCUUCCAAGGAUGAAGUUACUGAAACAAAAUCUCAGCAUGUGUCACUUAGCAAGUCCUUCUUGCAAAUAAAAAGCAUAAAAGAGAAGCAAUUGAUUGCAGAAAAACAAAAUUCAAGUAUCAGCCUACCAAAGAAACCAGUGCUUGGUACAUAUCGCGGCAAAGUUAUCCAAUCCAAGAUAAACUCCUUCCGAAAAGCACCAAAAAGUGAGGGGGAAAAGAGUUCUUUGCCAGACAAGAAGCUUCUUCCUUCUGCCACCAAACUAGCAGCAAGUUCUUUGUCCAUGAGCAGCUGUAGUGUAGUUCUAAAGACCAUCCAAGUCACAAACAACUCUAAUUCUGUAAAACCAAAUGGUGUCCUCCUAUUCCAGAGCAAACCAUCUGACAAAACUGCUAUUAACUCACAGUCCAGGCUGAGGAAACAGCAACCAACAUCUGCUGUAGUGCCAAAGAAAGUAACAGUCCAAAAAAUGAUUGGUGGAAGGGGACCACAGCCACGGAAGGCUGCUUCUAACAAUUCUGACCGCAGAGUACUAGGAGUGAAGAAAUGUGCAGAUUUUUGUGAAGGUGCAAGACCAGAAGCUCCAGCAAAACGAAUUUCUGUUGUUCCUGGCACAAAGUCAGGACAGAGUUCUAAAACUAAUGGCAACAGAAAAUCUGUUUUGCCAAAAGAGUCAGCAGCAGAGAGAAGAGCUCGCCUGGAUGAAUGGAGGGCAUCUAAAGGAAAAGUGAUGAGGAGACCUCCUAUAUCUGUGCUUCUGGGACCCCAGUAUAAAAGUGAAGAACAAGAAUUCUCUUCUGGUGAUUCUUUAGAGCACGUAUUACAUAGUGAAAAGGUCAACAAGACUCUCACAGAAUGUCUGCAGUUAACUGAACAGGGAUGUCAAGGCGAUGAAGUACGUGCCAUGUUGGAAGAUCUGACACAGAGCAUUCCUGGGGCUAAAAAGCUUGCGAAAUAUUGGAUCUGCUGUAUGCGUCUUGAACAAAUGGGCCCACUUGAAAAUCUUAUUGCUGUCUAUGAGGAGGCCAUUUUGGCAGGAGCAAUGCCUAAAGAUGAACUACGACACAUGCUAAUAGAUACUAUGAAAAAUACUGAAAGCCUUUUUAAGUCUGAGGAUGGGGGAACUGUGACAGAAUCUCAUUUAAGUGAGGUAGUGGAAGUCAGCAAGGAACCAAAUUCAUCUGUAGAGCAGGUUCAGGAGGCCUUCAAGAAUGUCAGCUCUGACGACCAAAAAGCAGAGAGUGAUGACAAGAAGGCAGAGACUAGCAGUGAAGUGAUCAAAAAAGAAGAAAUGGAUUUAGACUUGAAACAGAGAGAAGAGAUCUUGCCAAAAAAGAAUAAAAAACACAAGACUAAAGAACGUACAAAAAAGAAAGGAAAAUGUGAAACAGAAGAGCAGAAUGAGGAUGGGGUAAAAGAUACAGCCCGAGCAGUUAAUUCUCCUGAGAAGGAGAAUGACACAUCUUGUUUAAUGAGAUACAGUCCAUCUACCACACCAUACUUGGAAAGUGUGAAGAUGCACCAUGAGGCAAAAGACUCCAGUGCUAAAGACCUGAAAAUUGUAACCCCUUUGCGAUAUUCUCAACGCAUUCGGGAGAAGAUGUGCAAGCUGUCGGAUACUGUUAAAGAUCAAGAUCCAUGUAUCUCUUCAUUUGAACAGCUGGGAGAAUUGGAAUCAAAAGCCACUGCAUUUAUCCACAAACAGAGCAAUGCGCUCAAAGAAACAAGUGCUGAAGUAGAAGAGUAAAAAGUCGCAUUAAUGCUACAUGGGGGUUAAAGAUUAGAUCCUUUUUAAGGAGAGUUGG
Molecule: messenger RNA, 2164 nt
Organism: Gymnogyps californianus (California condor)
Lineage: Eukaryota; Metazoa; Chordata; Aves; Accipitriformes; Cathartidae
Gene: CKAP2
Product: cytoskeleton associated protein 2
Exons: 9
Coding region: 1-2106 (701 amino acids)
Biological process (GO): negative regulation of microtubule depolymerization
Cellular component (GO): microtubule cytoskeleton
Source: RefSeq, a predicted model, not a curated record